Melanotaenia boesemani (Boeseman's rainbowfish) is the source of this 2303-nucleotide messenger RNA. Its product is annotated as sodium-dependent phosphate transport protein 2B-like. Gene Ontology annotation, biological process: sodium-dependent phosphate transport; intracellular phosphate ion homeostasis. Gene Ontology annotation, molecular function: sodium:phosphate symporter activity. Gene Ontology annotation, cellular component: vesicle; brush border; apical plasma membrane. The transcript is spliced from 12 exons. The record is from RefSeq and is a predicted model, not a curated record. Lineage: Eukaryota; Metazoa; Chordata; Actinopteri; Atheriniformes; Melanotaeniidae. The coding region runs from base 22 to 1935 and encodes 637 amino acids.
UUUGUAACUUUUUUAACAGCCAUGGCUCCAAGACCACAAGAAGGGACAGAUUCCUCCUCCUCUAUGAGUAACAAAGCUCGGGAUAAAGAAGAAACCAUGCCACCAGCUUGUUCCACCUUAGAUCUGGUGUGUGAGGAGCCCCCUGAAGAAGAUCCCUGGGAUCUCCCAGACCUCAAAUACACGGGGAUCAAAUGGUCAGAGUUGGAUACAAAAGGAAAGAUUAUGAGAGUGCUGACUGCUAUAUUGAAGCUGGUUCUGCUUCUUGGACUUCUGUACAUGUUUAUCUGCUCAUUGGAUAUUCUCAGCUCUGCUUUCCAACUAGUUGGAGGUAAAGCCGCCGGUGACAUCUUCCAGGACAAUGCUGUGUUGUCCAACCCUGUGGCUGGUCUUGUGAUUGGAGUGUUAGUCACAGUGCUGGUUCAGAGCUCCAGCACCUCCUCCUCUAUUGUUGUCAGCAUGGUGUCCUCUGGCUUGCUGGAGGUCAAGUCUGCAGUGCCGAUCAUCAUGGGAGCCAACAUCGGAACAUCAGUCACCAAUACUAUCGUAGCUAUGAUGCAAGCAGGAGACCGAAAUGAGUUUCGCAGGGCUUUUGCAGGAGCUACAGUGCAUGAUUUCUUCAACUGGCUGUCUGUGCUGAUUCUUCUGCCCUUGGAAGUAGCCACUGGAGUUCUGUACAAACUCACCCACCUUCUGAUCGAAUCUUUCAACAUCCAGAGCGGAGACAACGCUCCCGAUCUGCUCAACGUCAUCACAGACCCUCUUACAGACUCCAUUAUUGAGCUGGACAAAUCCGUCAUUACUGGCGUUGCGACUGGUGAUCCAGCAGCAAGAAACAAGAGUCUGGUGAAGAGAUGGUGCAAAACACUAACCAACACGAGUAUCGUGAAUACUACUGUGACCGAAUGCCCUGCAGGUGCUGUCUGCUGGGAGGAGGGAAACCAGACCAUUACCCAGAUUAACUCAACUGUGACCGAAAACCUAGAGAAAUGCAAACACAUCUUUGCCAAUGUUAACUUGCCAGACCUCGCCGUCGGCCUCAUUCUCCUGGCUCUGUCUCUGCUCGUCCUCUGCACCUGCCUCAUCCUCAUUGUCAAGCUCCUCAACUCCAUGCUGAAAGGACAGGUGGCUGUGGUCAUCAAGAAGGUCAUCAACACAGACUUCCCGUUCCCCUUCAGCUGGGUGACCGGCUAUAUUGCUAUUUUGGUGGGAGCAGGAAUGACCUUUAUUGUUCAGAGUAGUUCCGUCUUCACCUCAGCUAUUACACCUCUUGUUGGAAUUGGUGUCAUUAGUCUUGAGAGAGCUUAUCCUCUGACACUGGGGUCAAACAUCGGUACAACAACCACAUCCAUACUUGCUGCUAUGGCCAGUCCUGGAGAAACCUUAUCAAACUCUCUGCAGAUUGCACUUUGCCACUUCUUCUUUAACAUCAUGGGCAUCUUGCUGUGGUAUCCGAUCCCAAUCACGCGAGUACCAAUCAGAUUGGCCAGAGGGCUGGGGAACCGAACAGCCAAGUACCGCUGGUUUGCUGCUCUCUACCUCAUCCUGUGCUUCUUGGUUUUCCCUCUGAGUGUAUUCGGCCUGUCAAUGGCUGGCUGGCAGGUCCUGGUUGGCGUGGGUGUACCCAUUAUUGUCUUGCUUAUAUUUGUGAUCAUUGUCAAUGUGAUGCAGUCUCGAUGCCCCCGUUACCUCCCCAAAGCUCUACGCAACUGGGACUUUUUGCCCCGGCCCCUGCACUCCAUGGCACCAUGGGAUGCCGCGUUGACCCGGGCCCUGGGCUUCUGCGGCAAACACUGUUGCUGCUGCUGUAGAUGCAGCAACUGCUGCAGAAAAGAUGAAGAGGAUGGAAAGAUCUCGAGGAGCAACAGGAAGAGCCUGGAGAUGUACGAUAACCCAGCCAUGUGUAAAGAUGAAGAUGUUAACGCGACACAUCUUUAACAUUUUUUAGAUACAUUUGUGUUCAUAAGCAAAACAUAAUGCAAUAAUGUAUAUUUUAUACACUUGUGAUUGUUCACAGCUUCUCAGGUUGUGGAAUGUUAUUGAUUAUCCAAUGUAUGAACCAUCAUGCUGGAGAGUAUGAACUUGAGUGUUGCACAUAUUCUCACGAGCCGCUGGAGAUGUGAUCUGUACUUAAUAUUGUACAGACUCUGCUAUGACUUUUUUCUUGGGUAUCUGCAAAUAUGUCAACAUUUUUUUAUAUUUGAUGCAAUGUGUGGAAAGCACUUUGGGUUUUAUUGUCAUCCCAAUUUCAAAUGUUUAAUGUAGCGUUGCAAAAGUAUGUUAUUUACAUAAAUUAUCCCUCAGUA